ACAAAAUGGCCAGCAUCAACUCCAAGAUCCUCCGAUCCGCCAACGCCCCCCAGACCGCCCCCUCCGAGAUCGAGCAGCAGAUCGCCCAGGCCCUCAUCGACCUCGAGGCCAACGUCCCCGAGCUCAAGACUGAGCUCAGGCAGCUCGCCUUCUCCUCCGCCAAGGAGGUCGACGUCAAGGGCGGCAAGAAAGCCGUCGUUGUCUUCGUCCCCGUCCCCAUGGUCAAGGCCUUCCACAAGGUCCAGCAGAGGCUCACCCGUGAGCUCGAGAAGAAGCUCUCUGACAAGUACAUUGUCUUCCUCUCCCAGCGACGAGUCCUCCCCAAGCCCUCUCGAUCUUCCGCCUCUGCCCAGAAGCAGAAGCGACCUAGGUCCAGGACCCUUACCGCUGUCCACGAGAAGAUCCUCGAGGAGAUCGUCUUCCCCUCCGAGAUCGUUGGCAAGAGGACCAGGGUUGCCCAGGACGGUUCCAAGUUGAUCCGAGUGUGAGUACCAGCCGCACACGUGGCCGGGCUGUUAUUGACGAGUCUGCAGCUACCUCGACUCCAAGGACCAGAACAACCUCGAGUACAAGCUCGACACCUUCUCCUCUGUCUACCGAAACCUCGCUGGCAAGGACGUUGUCUUCGAGUGAGUCGUUAUCAUCCAGUCUGUUGCAUCCUGCUGACAAUUAACCAGGUUCCCCGUCGUUGCCCAGGAGUAGAUUGUUGUUGGCAGUUGAGCUGGCAUGCAUUUGUGACACUAGGGACUAUCUACCUUUGACCCGUUCCUUUGGGGCUCUUUGCGAUGAGAUUGUAUAAUAGACUGCAUCAUACUAGAUGUACCACUAAUCUCUC
Cryptococcus amylolentus CBS 6039 is the source of this 835-nucleotide messenger RNA. RefSeq lists its product as hypothetical. Bases 6 to 488 code for a protein of 160 amino acids. Lineage: Eukaryota; Fungi; Basidiomycota; Tremellomycetes; Tremellales; Cryptococcaceae. The record is from RefSeq and is a predicted model, not a curated record. Gene Ontology annotation, biological process: rRNA processing; ribosomal small subunit biogenesis; translation. Gene Ontology annotation, molecular function: structural constituent of ribosome. Gene Ontology annotation, cellular component: cytosolic small ribosomal subunit; ribosome; 90S preribosome. The transcript has 2 exons.